Molecule: messenger RNA, 3621 nt
Organism: Chironomus riparius
Lineage: Eukaryota; Metazoa; Arthropoda; Insecta; Diptera; Chironomidae
Source: the annotation of a GenBank genome assembly
GUUAAGAUCGCGAAUUUAAACUUUCAAAAAUUUAAUAAUCAAAAGAUUAUUAAUUAACUUUAGUUUCAAAAAUCUUAAUUCUUCCGAAAAAUAGUGUCAAUGUGAUAUCAAGCAAUGAGCAAAGCUUUUAGUUUCAAACUACUUUUCAUCGCAAUUUGUCUCCUUGCGAUCGCAGUUAAAAAUUGUGAAAAUUUUCAAUUACGUGACGUGAGCUCUCCUAGCGAAACGAACAAUGUUGCUACUUCAAAAACCAAAAUUCGAUUUCCAUUUAGAAAAUUGGAAAAAAUAAAUGACCAAGAAGAAGAGGACGAUGAAACUAUAGACGACGAUGACGAUGAAAACGACAGUAAUAAUGACGAUGACAGCUCAGAUGAAAAAAUUGAGAGUGACAUUUAUAAAAAUUAUAAAUUUACUAAAGUAAGAAAACCAACAAUUGAAAUUAAGACGAAACGUGAAGAUUUCAGAUUUUCUAAGUUAGCUCAAUUCCGUGAAGAAUCUUCCGAAGAUGAGAGCGAUAAUGAUGAAGAAGAGAACGCUUCUUUUUUCUCAAAAAUCUUUGAUUUUUUUAAGAGCAAACCUAAAGAGAUUGAUGAAAUAGAAGAAAAUGACAACGAUGAGAACGAUGCAUCUGAUUCAAAUGAUCAAAUGGAAGAUGACGAAGAAAACGAAAGCAAACCAAUGCUUGUGGAAAUGUAUGACAAGUUUAAAAGGUUUUUAGAAGCACGAAAUCAUGAUCGAAAUGCAAUAACUGAAAGUGAGGAAGAUAACGACGAUGAUAAUGACGAUGUUGCAAAUAAUGAAGUAAAUAACUCAGAAGAACAAGAAGAUGACCAAAAUACUCUUAAAAAUUCAAUUAAAAAUGUUUUUGAUGUUAUUUUCAACCGAGUUCCUUUCAAUUUAAUUUUUGAUUUCGACGAUACAGAUGACACUGAUAUUAAAAGCUACGAAGAUAGCGAAGAAGAUGAUAUAAAUUAUCAAAAACUUCUUAAACAAGAACGUGAUCAAGAAAAAUUUAAAACGGAAAGUUUAAUUAAUCAAAUAGUUGAAGAAGAAACUCAAAAAAUUGUUGAAAAUAAAAUUGCCGUAGUUGAUGCAGACGACAACGAUGAAACUGUUGAAGAAAAACAAGAAAUUAAGAAGGAAUCAGUGAUUAAUGAAAAUGUGUUGAUUGUCAAGAAUGAAAAUAAACCUAAAAAGUCAAAGGAAGAACUUCAUUUAGCACAAAAACAAUUUGAGAAACUUCUUUUGAAUCUUCCAUCAUUUGUUCCUGAUUAUACAAAAGUUAAAAAUCCAGAAUGUCAAAAGCAAGGUGAAGUAUUUCAACGUCAAUUACGUGGUCAAAAACUAUGGGCGCUUCAAAUGAUGGAUGCGAAUGCGAAAAUUCCUUCAGGCUUAUUGCGUGGCAACGUCAAUCAACUAGGCGAUUUUGAUUUGUGUACCAAAAUAUCACAAAAAAUAAAAAUAUCCGAAUCGAAUAUUAUAAAGAUGAAAGGAAAAUACUGCUUAGCUAACAUUGAUGUAGUUGCUGCUGUUGAUCAACUUAAAUUACCAGUACAUUUAAUGCAAGGAAGAAACUUUAUUCGUAGUACCAUUAAUGAUCCAAAUCAUUUCUUUCCACGCUAUUCAACAAUUAAUUGGGGUCUGUGUCUUCCAUCUGCUUGUUCUUUCAAUGAUGCUGAUCAUAUUUUGGAGUCAUUCAUUGGACCAUACAAUUCAUCUGGCGUUAAGCUUCAUAUAAGCGUGGAUGAAGACAGUUGUUAUAUGCGAAAAAGUGCACAGAAUGUCGACCUCAUUAAAAGUGAUUGGAGGAUAUUUGGAACAUAUCUUUUCAUCUUUUUAACAAUAUCAGCAACAGUUUUAUCAACACUCAAUGAAUAUUUAGAUACUCCUUUCAUGACAACAAUUUUGAAUUCAAAAACAAAAACUUCUGAAGAAAAUGAUGAAAAGGAAGAAGAAUCAAAAAUAUCCACAACAACAAAUUCAUUGCCAAACAAAAUUCUUUCGUGUUUUUCUUUGAAAAGAAAUCUUAAUGCUUUAUGGGAUGACUCAAAUGUUGAAGAUAUCAAAUGCUUGCAUGGUUUGAAAUCAAUUUCAAUCAUUUUGUUAUUUAUUUCGCUUAGACUUAUUCCGAUGGGGCGUGUACCAUACACCAAUCGUAACAAAUUUACUGAAUUCUUCAACUCUCCUUUAACCGUAUUCUUAAGAUCAUCUUUUCUAUAUGAGGAUGUCUUUCUUGUAAUUAGUGGUUUUCUUUCGACUCUAAGCAUCAUAAAGGAAAUUUCUGCCGGAGGAAAAAUCGUUUGGUUAAAGAAAGUUUUAGGAAGAUAUUUGCGACUCUUGCUUCCUUUAACCUUUGUUCUCUUAUUCUAUGCGUUUAUUUUUGAAAGUAUUGGAACUGGUCCUCAAUGGAAUUUAAUUACGAAAAAUGCACAACUUUGUCAGCAAAAUAUGUGGAAAAAUGUUUUGUUCAUUCAAAACUUCUAUCCUUUUGAAGAAAUGUGUGUACCUCAAAGCUAUCAUCUUGCAGUUGACUUACAACUCUUCAUUUUAACUCCAUUAUUGGUAUGGUUAAUCUACAAAAACCCAACUUAUGGAUUUGGAAUUUAUGGAAUCAUACAUACAUUGUCAGCUGGAGCAAGAUUUUCUACUGCUGUCGAUUUUCGUCUAUCAACUGUUGUCUUUCACGGAAUGAAAUUAAGUCAACUAUAUCGAACAUUUAGCUUAUCAUUUACUGUUGCUUUGCAUCGAGCUACUCCAUAUCUCAUUGGAAUUGCUUUGGGAAUUGCAAUUAAAGAAUUUGGAAAAGUCAAAUUGUCGAAAGGAGUAACUUAUAGUGGAUGGGUGGCAACAAUUACUUCUUUAAUUUGGUGCUUUUACAAGCCAUCAAAUUUAUCUCACAAAGAUUAUCAAUAUGAUCCGAUAUCAGCUGCACAAUACUCUGCAUUAGCUCCAUUACUUUGGAGUCUCUGUGUUUCAUGGAUUAUUUUUGCAUGCUACAAUGAUGCUAGUUGGAAGCUUAACGAUCUUUUAAGCUCAAAAAUCAUGAUAUUCUUGAGUCGUAUUUCAUACUCAAUUUAUCUAGUCACAUUUACUGUAUUCUUCUACUUCAGUGGAACCCUAAAAAGCAGUGAGGAAUUUCACGUAGCAUCAUAUUUAGAUAGAAUGGAAACAUUCAUCGUUUUUAUAGCUGCCAUGUUAUUUACACUUGUCGUUGAUAUGCCAACACAGAAUUUUGUCAAAUUAAUUCUUAACUCAAACAAUUUUGUAUCAUCGACUGUUUCAAAGGAAUCGAAAGAAGAAGAAAAACCACUUGAAGAUGAGAUUGAAAAUAUUUUUGGAAAUGAUGAUGAUGAUUACGUUUUUAGGCCUGUAAAAUUGCAAUAUAAAUACGAAGAGAAUGGCAAUGAUGAACACAUUAAUGGAAAUGUCAAAGAGGAAGAACCAGAAAAAGAGGAUGAACCUGAAACAGAAGAAGUUAUUGAAGCUAAAUUUGAGAUUAAACCUAAAACUCCUAUGAACGCAAGACGCUGGAAAUGGGAAGUCAGUGACUAAAACAUACGCACGCAGUUAUACUAAGCAUUAUUUUCCGAGCUUUCAUAAGCUUUAAAAAUUGUUUUCAAG